AAAAAAAAAAUCUGCGGUAGAGAAACAGGUGCAAUUUAGCUGCUUUACGCGUCGCGUAUCGGGAUUACAGGAAUAGAGCCGCGACUCAAGGGCAGGAAUGGCAGCACGCGGCGUUUGCAGCAGCAUUUUGUUGGCCAGUUUACUGGUAUUGGGGCUUGCAGUUACUUCGUUGUCUGCACAAGCGGCAACAUGUGGGAUGCCACCGAAUUCUAAUAAUGCAGUUCCAAGUGAUGAGUUUGCAACAAUAGAUACAUUUAAUGACGGAGCUAAUGUAACGUACAAAUGCAUCCCAGGAUACUCUCAAAAAGGUGGAUCUCGCACCAUUACUUGCAGGAGUGGAAUGUGGACAACAUUGACCCUGAUUUGUGAAAGAAAAUCGUGUGGUGGUUUACCAGAACUGUUAAAUGGCCAGUAUGAGGCUUCUAGUAAUCUCUUUGGUGACACAGCUUAUGCUUCCUGUAACGAAGGAUUUAAUCUUGUUGGCAAAAGCUAUGUAGUAUGUUUGUCCAGUGGCCAGUGGGAUACAAAUAGUGCAGUAUGUGAAGAUGUUAAGUGUCCAGAUCCCCCGGAGAUUGUUAAUGGGACUAUUGUUAAUCCACCAAUUGGAACAGUGACCUAUAGCUCGGUUAUAACAUAUAAGUGCACAGUAGGGGAUCUGAUUGGAGAAAGUUCAAUUACCUGCACUCUGCAUGGAAACUACAGUAGUGCUCCUCCACAGUGUAAAGUAAUUAACUGCGCUGAUGUGACAGUGAAGAAUGGAAAAAAGGAAAGUGGUUUUACUCCCCCUUAUAAACUGGGCUACGCCAUUACAUUUUCAUGUAAUGCUGGAUUUAUAAUGAAUGGCAGUAACACAAUUAAAUGUAGAGAAGACAAUCAAUGGUCUCCUUCACCUCCAAUGUGUUUGGCUGUGACCAUGAAGACUACUACAAUUUCACCUAAUACGGGCACCUUGACAACACAAGGACCUUCUACUGCAAGCCCAUCAAAACCUCAAACUGGCACUUCAUCUACAACCAAAGGACCCAACAAUGCAGGCACUUCCUCAACAACAUUGAAUGGCAGUGACAAGGAUGAAGGUAAUGAUGCAGCUUUGAUUGUUGGAAACCCUCUUCUUCUUCUUGGACUGGCAGCAUUUAACUUGAUUCUGAUGGUUGGACAGAGUCCUGCUUUAUAGGUGGACUUAACAUUAACCUCUGAAGUUAUAAGUCGGCACUGAUGAAGAGGAGCUGUUGUGGUAUUUAGGUGGGUCACUUUCAAGGAGCAGAGACAUUUCUCAAUCUUAGAUUCAAGCCAGUUUAGUAAUACGAGGAGAAGUUGGUUUUGUUUUAUUUUUUUCCAAAUAAACCUAUUAUAGGGAAUAGAAUUGCUUUUUUGCACAUAAUGAUUCAUGUUCAGUGUUUUGUAUCAUGAACAAUUGUACCCAGGAUUAAAUGUAAAUGCAUUUUGUUUGUAAAUUUGUUGUAUACUAUUCCUUAAUUGUUGUUAUAAAGCUGCUUUAUUUGAGGUGUUUUUUUUUUUUUUUUUUUUUAAUUUUUUUGGCAAAACCUAAAACAAGAACUUCUACCUAGCAUAAUUCCAGUUAAGUUUUUAUUCAUUAUAAUCACCAUUAUUCAAACUAUAAAAUAACAUGAUCAAAUAAUCCUACAUGUAAACAGUUUGUCUAUGAGCUUCUUAUAAAGUCUUCUUAGGGCAUUGGCUGUGUUAAUGUGAAAGUCGAAGUAUAAUAAUGUUCCCAAUCUGCAGCAAGCUGUUAGCGAGGCGUAUAAAGUAAGAGGAAAUUCCUGUGUUGCAGCUUGGCUUGCAUCUCCACGCGUCACAAACCCCGGGUAGGGCUGACCACCAUGUAGCAUUUUGUGUUUGAGUCCUUCAGACACUGAAGAUGUGAAUUUAUUUAAUUACUGUAAAUGCACUUUUGGGUUAGUAUGAUAGAAGAAUUAAUUGCUUUUUAUGGAGCUGCUUACUGCAUUUUGGGGUACUUUGUACAUCAUCAGGCCCAAGUAUUUUUUAAUAUAUUGUACAUAAUGUUUUAUAAUUUAAUAUAUUAUUGUAAAGGACUCCAAUGUUCUUUAUUUUUCUAUUACAAUAAAGACAAAAGACAAAAUGUGUUUCCCAAAGAAGAUAA
Molecule: messenger RNA, 2122 nt
Organism: Erpetoichthys calabaricus (reedfish)
Lineage: Eukaryota; Metazoa; Chordata; Cladistia; Polypteriformes; Polypteridae
Product: complement receptor type 2-like
Exons: 12
Coding region: 98-1174 (358 amino acids)
Source: RefSeq, a predicted model, not a curated record